AUGAAUAAAAAGAAGAACAAAAUUGAUAAAAAUUGCUCAAUUGAACAUGUUUAUAAUUUUAACCAAAACAAUAUUCUAAACAAUCAUAAACUAAAAUAUCAAAAUCGUAACUGGCGUUCAAUAUGUCUAAUAUUGAUAAUAGUAUUAUUGUACAAUGUGAGGACCGUUGGGUGUGAGUUGGUUGGUUUAAACUCAAAUUUAUCAACUGGUAUAAACCCUGAACUCCUUAGACAGAGCCUUGACUUAGCUGAAAAAUCUAGGAAACGCACUAAUUCCGGACUUCCCAAAAACAAAUCUCAUAAAACUUUUCAAAACACUAGUACCAGUACCAGUACCAGUAGUAGUAGUUACACCAGUGCUGGUAGUAGUGAUAUCAGUAGUAGUAGUGGUAGUGAUGAUAGUGAUGAUGAGGCUCCGGUUAAAACAGAUUCAGGACUUUACAAGAAGAAAGACCUACAAAAAGAUAGACCAAAUCGCAUACUCACGGAUCCUGAAGUUCGUAAACGAAGACCAACCAAACCUCUAUUAAAUAGUCGUUCAGAUAAUGAACCUAGAGAAAAUGAACCCAAAGUUGUUAGGCCUACACCAACUCGACCUAAUGAUCAAAAUCCCCCUGAACCAUCUAAAACUGAAGAUAAACCAGAAACCCCUAAUGAAAAAAUUGGACCAUUUAGUGAAAGAUUAUUCAGACCAAUUUCUGAUAAUAUUGAUUUCAGUAAUCUACCAUUCAAUAGUAACACUACUAGUAAUACUACUAGUAAGAAGGAUAAAUUUAAAAGAAUGACACCACCUAAUUCACCUACAAUAACAUCAGAAUCAGAUGAUUUCGAUUUACAUGAAGUGGAAGUUGUAAAUCAGUCAAAAGUAGAUCCAUCAAUUACACAGGGUAGAGAGAACAUUAUAACCGGUAAACCACAGAUAAGUGGAACUGAAAUACCCGUGGCUACAUCAUUUGAAUAUAAUAGAACAGCACAUGUAUUAGAGCCCAAAUUUGAACAGCCCAAAGUGAUGGGUGGUAUAAUACAAACAUUAACAGAUAAAGAAUCGAAAUUGCGUCGAAUGAAUAAACGCAAACUAAAAAUACAACACGAUCUAACACUAUAUAUAAGUAAAGAAAGUGCAAAUGUAGUGAAUAUGUUAAAUAAUGGUGAAGUAAGUAAACUUCAAAAAGUACAUCCAUUAGUUUAUAUGAGAUUACAACAGGUUUUCCAAACACAAUAUGCCUUGAACCAACUAUUAAAAAAGGAUGGGGAAAAGGUUAAAAUAUAUGAUAAAAAUUGGUAUUUAAAUUCUACGCCUACCGCAAAAGCUUCUUUUAUAGAAGAGAUACGUAAAUACACUAAGGAGCCAGAAUUGUAUGGUAAAUUUAAACAACCUAAAAAAAUCAAAAAAAGUAGAAAAUUACUGUAUGAAAAAUUGGAAUUAUUUCAUAAUGAUUACAUUUGCCAGAGGAUUGUUAGAGAAAACCAAUUUUCGGACAAAAUAAUCCGGUCAUUCGAACAACAAUCUGGCCUAUAUAUAGCACCAAAUUAUCAUAAUUUAGUGCCAGGUCUGGGAAAUCUUUGGUUAAUUAAGAAUUUUGAACGUUAUUAUAUGGAAGCUUCAAGAUCUAAAGUAACGACUUUUAGUAAAAUUGCACCUACUUUAGUUGGAAAAUUCAUGUUAAUGGUAGAAAAUGGUACUGUUCUGCCCUCACCACCAAGCUCUCAAGUUGCUAUUCACUCACUUUCAGUCAUUUUAUCAAUGGUUAUGGAAGGUGUUAGAGAACCAAAAUUGUUUCUUGGUAAAAAGAAAUUUUACGGACUCAUGUCAUUAUGCGAUACGAAAUGUAUACAAACACUGUAUGACAAUGAUAAUAAAAGUGCUAAGAAGGGAGUUAAUAAACGUAGUAUAGUUGGGCGAAGAGCAGUACAAUUUUUAAAAUGGGUACAAUUAUUCCAUACUGAAGACUUAUUAUUAAUUGAUACAUAUGCACAGCGGAUAUUAUUAAGUAUAAUGUAUGCAAUAACCAGGGAAGAUUUUUACAGAACUUCUCCAAGGAAUGUUCAAUUGAGAAUACAGUCACAAUUCAGUACUAAAAAGUCAACACCGUCAUUUCUUCAACAAGAUACUGAUGAUAUAGAUGAACCUUCUUUAUUGGAGAUAGGCCCUGAUGAUCGUGAGCGUAAAUUACGAGAGGCCAAUAAACGUCUAAUCGAAGACUAUAACAAACGACGUCAGCAAGAAUAUGAAAGACGACGUAGUGAACAAUUCGAAAAUCCUCGUAAAGAGUAUACCAGUCGUCAAGAAUAUUUACGUGAUCAAUCUGGCCGUGUCUUAGAUGAGCAAAGUAAAGAAGUGAAUAAACAGAAGGAACAAAGAGCGAGAGAAGCUUUUGAAAAUGCCCUUAAGGGUAGUGAUACUUUUCAAAAAUCUAUGCGCCAAAGGGAGGAAAUUCUUAGACGCGCUAAAUAUAAUUCUAGGGCGCCCGAUUAUGGUGAACAGGAAAAAUCCCUCUUCACUAAUAUUGCUGAUACUAACGCUAAUGAGAAUCCUGAAACUACAGAUGGUGAAAAAAGUAAUACUAAUGAGGAUGUGAGGAGUAGAUUGGAGAAGAUGGGAAAUGUGUAUAAAAAGUUUUAUAAUAUGUUUAUGAGUGGUUAUCAUGAACCAGGAAAAUCAGUAAAUCCUGAAAACACCUCUGAACAAAUCACACCAUUCCAUGUAUUUACCACUGGUAAUAAUAGUAGAGUUAGUGGUAAUGUUGGAUAUGAUGGACAAUUUUUGGAUGUCGUCAAUAUGAUUACUGAACUAACCAAUUUAGCAAAUAAAGAUUAUAAUGUUUAUUAUCAUAGUGUUAAUACCAUUAUUAUGAUACGGUCAAUACAUUUGGCAUUACACUCUUUUGAUAAUAAUAAAACUAAACAAAUUAUGAGUUCGAAAACGUUGGGUAGUCUUUUCCGCUAUCUAAAUACUGAUUCGAAUGGAUAUGUAAUGAAUUUAACCAAACAAUUUCUACCAACCACUUCAUUAACACUACAACUUAUAUUCUUUAUACAAGAAUUAAUAGAACGUUAUAAUCAUGGAGUGCUAGGAUUGGUAAAAACUUUUUUUAAGAAUUUACUAGUUCGUGGUAUUGUUAAGGGCCCAAGCAACUUUAGAAGUCUCAACAAUAACCUAAGCACAUAUGUUAUAUAUGAUGAUAAAAAGUAUAAAGGUACAUUGGAAACUGUAUACCAGUUGGUUAAAGUGUUUAAAGAUACAUUCAUAACUAAAGCAUCCAUACCAAUACCAAUUAUACAAUAUAUUACUAUAUUCUUAUCAUUGUGGUCACAAUCUGAUUCACAAACCUUUAAUAUAUCUGAUCGAACUGAUAACAUUGGUAGGAAAAUGUUCCUAUUGUCAUAUUUGGUUAAUAAAAGAAGUUUAGCUGAUAUAGCAACUGAGAUGAUAUUAAAACAUUGUGCUGGCUUGAAAAUGUUACAUCUGGGUUGUAUAUCAAAAUUAAACAAUGAUAAUAAAGAAUGUAAGGAUUUUUCAGUUCUCCUGAAAAAGAAAAAGGUGCUGUAUAUAAUGAGGAUGAUAGAGAGUACAUCAAUGGAUCCUUUGGAUGUUAUAAGAAUCGCAUCUGAUACUUGUAGAAGAUGUGUGGCUAAUCUUACUGUAAGACCACAUGUGGGAGCACCCACUCUACUACAGUUAGAUCAGAGUUUGGAUGAUGAUGAUGAUGUGGAUGAUAGUUAUUUGGAGUUGAAUGACGAUUCUGAUGGUGAAAAGGUAAACGCUGAAACUGGUGAAUCUCAAAACUCUAGGUCAAAUACCAAAUCAGACUCUGAAAAGAAUAACAAGAAAUGGUAUGAUCCUCUAAAAAAUCCGAAGAAUAUAUUUAAGAAGAAAUUGACACCUGAAGAGGAAGCAUUGAUGUUACCUCAUUUUGUUGAUCGUCUAAUGUUACAUUCAGAAAUAACACAUCGUAUCCACUGUUACUACACUCAAAAGAGUUUAGUAAAAAGAUUAAUUAAAGAAUUGGGAAAAGCGAAAGAUGAACUGGAGAUGAAACAAAUUAUAACAAAUGUAUUUGGUGAAUUUAGAACUAUUGAAAUUAUACAAUCGGGUAUGGCUUCAUCAAUGCAUCAUCUUAUAUGUCCAUUCAUGAUUGAGUCCCCCAAUGAACUUAGAAUACCGCACCAAACAAAUAUAUUACGAUAUGUAAUAGCACAAUUAUGUAAAAAGAAUAAGCUUAAUCCAGUGAAGAAAGAUUUGUUUGAACAAUUUAGGGGCAAAAUUGGAGUAUUAGUGCCUGAUUUGGAAGGAUAUUUGAAGAUAGAUGUGGUCGGAAGUGUUUUUGUGGGAUUAAGAAAGUAUAAUGGCAUAUAUUAUUCUGGUGGUUAUGCACCAUUUGAUAAAAUAGAUAAGCCUACAAAUAUUCUUUUGAAACCCGGUGAAGGAAGAUUGGUGUAUGAUGGUGAUAAUUUUGUACCAGAAUUAGUAGCAUUAAAUGACAUACCAGCUCUAGAAUCAAUCAACAUAAUACAUGAGUAUGAUUAUGACCGUAUUGUAUACCAGAUUAAUACUGGCGGCGGUGAUGGUGCUAGCAUAGUAAUGAGUGAGAGGAAAUUUGCACUGGAAUACCCGAAUUUUAUUAUUAGAGCUCAUGUAUUAAUAACUGCAAAGGCAUUAAUGAGGAUGGGAUUUGAUAUGGGUAGAGUGGUUUGGUGCGGAGAUAAAUAUGGCUGGGUUGCUGAUUUCUCUCUUGAGAAUAUAGUGCCGGUUUCUGAUGUACCUGUUUAUAACGGCCAAUACUGGCUCUUGACAUCGCAAUUAACUGUUAAAGAUGUGGUUGGCAAUGUGCCAAUACGUAUAUUGGACAGAAAUUCACGUAGUUAUGUGGAUAAUUCUACUGCUGAUAGUUCAGUAGAUGAGAAAGGAUUGAAUGAGAUUACUGUCGAGAUAAUUUCUAGUGGUAAGAAAGUGGGCGAGAUGAAGCCUCACAAGGGUGAAGCUGUAGGUGAGGAUGAGGAGGCUUUGGAGAUAUUAGUGGGAGCUGGGGGAGAGAACUUGAGUGCAACUCCUGGUGCGGUUAAGACUGUAAAGACAGCAACUUACAAUCCAGGGACACAUGGUCUCACUUUAGAUUUAGAUAUGCCCGAUUUCAUAAAUGUGUAA
This is a messenger RNA of Theileria annulata, 5145 nucleotides long. RefSeq lists its product as uncharacterized. The transcript is spliced from 3 exons. Bases 1 to 5145 code for a protein of 1714 amino acids. The record is from RefSeq and is a predicted model, not a curated record. NCBI's taxonomy places the organism in Eukaryota, Apicomplexa, Aconoidasida, Piroplasmida, Theileriidae.